This is a messenger RNA of Aureobasidium melanogenum CBS 110374, 447 nucleotides long. RefSeq lists its product as uncharacterized. Lineage: Eukaryota; Fungi; Ascomycota; Dothideomycetes; Dothideales; Saccotheciaceae. The record is from RefSeq and is a predicted model, not a curated record. The coding region runs from base 1 to 447 and encodes 148 amino acids. Gene Ontology annotation, cellular component: nucleus. The transcript is spliced from 2 exons. Gene Ontology annotation, molecular function: DNA-binding transcription factor activity; protein dimerization activity.
AUGGGCAACAACGAAGGCUCGCCAUCAGCAACGCCUUCUGGCAAUAAACCUGCUGUAGGUACUGACGAAUGGCACAAGGUGCGUCGCGACAAUCACAAAGAAGUCGAACGUCGUCGCCGUGAAACGAUCAACGAGGGUAUCAAUGAGCUUGCCAAGAUCGUACCUGGCUGCGAGAAGAACAAGGGCAGCAUUCUUCAGCGUGCAGUUCAGUUCAUCACCCAGCUCAAGGAGAACGAAUCUCAGAAUAUCGAGAAGUGGACACUGGAGAAGCUUUUGACCGAGCAAGCCAUUGCUGAACUCAGCGCAUCCUGCGAUAGACUGAAGGCCGAGUUAAGUCAAGUCUACAAGGACCUAGACGCAUGGAAAAGAUGUGCUCAACGUUCUGGACUUGAACCUUCGGAUGAAGACCGCGCCAACGCUGCUGGCAACCGAGACGACGAGGCUUAG